Messenger RNA from Spinacia oleracea (spinach), 2186 nucleotides. Its product is annotated as putative clathrin assembly protein At5g35200. Gene Ontology annotation, cellular component: clathrin-coated pit; clathrin-coated vesicle. Gene Ontology annotation, molecular function: phosphatidylinositol-4,5-bisphosphate binding; clathrin heavy chain binding; 1-phosphatidylinositol binding. The record is from RefSeq and is a predicted model, not a curated record. Bases 182 to 1846 code for a protein of 554 amino acids. Gene Ontology annotation, biological process: clathrin-dependent endocytosis; vesicle budding from membrane; clathrin coat assembly. Lineage: Eukaryota; Viridiplantae; Streptophyta; Magnoliopsida; Caryophyllales; Amaranthaceae. The transcript is spliced from 16 exons.
CGAGCCACCCAAAAGCCAAAAUUAAAAAUAAAUUUAUUUUCGUCUCCUUCUUCUUCAUCUGGGUGGGUCGACUUUUCAUUGCUUGCAGGCGCCCAUUCUCUCUCCUAUUUCUUUCCAAAAAAAAAAUUCUCUAUUUUCUGUGUAAUAAUCUUAAUUGCAGGAUUUGAGUUUGAGGGAGAUAAUGGCAGCAGGAGGAGGAGGUGGCGGCACAAAUAGUAGUUUGAGGAAAUAUUUGGGAUCCAUCAAGGAUACCACCACCAUUAGCUUGGCUAAAGUAAAUAGUGGCUACAAGGAGCUAGAUAUAGCAAUUGUCAAGGCUACUAAUCAUGUUGAGCAACCGGCAAAAGAGAGACACAUAAGAGCAAUAUUUGCAGCAGUUUCAGCUACAAGACCUCGGGCCGAUGUUGCAUAUUGCAUACAUGCUCUCGCUAGGCGCUUAUCAAGAACACAUAAUUGGGCGGUUGCUUUAAAAACUUUGAUUGUUAUUCAUCGUGCAUUGAGGGAAGUGGACCCGACCUUCCACGAGGAGCUUAUUAACUAUGAAAGGAGCAGAAAUCAUAUGCUCAACAUGUCGCAUUUCAGAGAUGAUUCAAGUGCAAGUGCAUGGGAUUACUCUGCCUGGGUUCGUGCUUAUGCCUUGUUUUUGGAAGAAAGGCUGGAAUGUUUUCGUGUCUUGAAAUAUGAUGUUGAGACAGAACGCCCUAGAACAAAGGAUCUUGAUACAGUUGACUUGCUUGAUCAAUUACCAGCAUUACAACAACUUCUUUACAGGGUUCUUGGUUGCCAGCCUGAAGGAGCUGCAGUUCAUAAUCAUGUUAUCCAAUUCGCACUUUCCAUGGUAGCUUCAGAAAGCACUAAAAUCUACAGCUCCAUCAGUGAUGGUACAGUUAACCUAGUUGACAAGUUCUUUGAGAUGCAACGAAGUGAUGCACUCAGGGCCCUCGACAUAUAUCGUAGAGCAGGGCAACAGGCUGAAAGACUGUCAGAGUUCUAUGAAGUAUGCAAGAGCCUUGAUGUUGGGCGUGGAGAGAGGUUUACUAAAAUUGAGCAGCCUCCUGCAUCAUUCUUACAAGCCAUGGAGGAGUACGUGAGAGAAGCACCUAGAGGUUCAACUUUCCGCAAAGAACAGGUGAAGCAUGUGGUUGAUGAAAAAUCUAUCGUAGUCCUAGCAAUUGAGGACAAAGAUGUUACUGAUGUUAAGGAGGAACGCCCACCAUCACCUCCUCCUCCUGAACCAGUCAAGGAGGUCAAACCUGUGACUGAAGUUCCCGAUUUAUUGAGUAUGGACGAUCUUAAGCCAGUAGCUUCAGAUUUGGAGGAGAAGAAUGCAUAUGCUCUUGCUAUUGUUCCAAUUGAUGAUCUAUCAACCACACCUCCAGCUCCCAAGCUAGAAAAUGGCUCGACAGGAUGGGAACUGGCACUCGUUACUGCACCAAGCUCAAAUGAGAGUGCCGUUGCCAGUACCAAACUGGCUGGAGGAUUGGAUAAGUUAACACUAGACAGCCUAUAUGACGAUGCAAUGAGAAGAACCAACCAGACGACAAGCUACAAUCCAUGGGAGCCUGCUCCAUUGACCAAUCCAAUGAUGCAGCAACCCGUCCAUGGUCAGUUUUACGCCUCAAAUGCAAUGGUUGCACCACAUUCUGUUCAGAUGGCUGCAAUGGUCAAUCAACAACAAGCAUUCAUGUUGCAGCAGCAGCAGCAGCAACAACAACAGAUGAUGAUGAGCCAACAACAUCAACAACCUAUGAACCCUUUUAACAACGGGUCUUAUGCAGCCAACCCUUACCCCUAUGGUCCUGGCAUGCCCAUGCAAACAUAUAACCCAUACACGGGAAUGUUAUGAGUUUUCACGUGGAUUAUUCGUUACAAACAUAAGAGAAUGAGAGAACAGAUGACAACGGGUAUAUUUGAAAGUUGUUUGUGUACCAUAUUUUUGUUUAUGUUUAGAUAGGGAUAGCAGGCUUAUUGUUUGAUAAUCAUAGGGAGGAUAUACAUUUGAAUUUUAUUGAUCAUUCUUGGUGGAACUCUAGUUUAAUAAACGAUGUAAUUUUUCGACCUGCUAAUUUGUUGAAUAUGUUGAUCGAGCAGGUGCUCUGAAUCAUUAUCACAUUCUUCAGUAGUGUAUCGCCUGCGAUUUGAAUUAGAUUUGUACUGAAAAAAGUUACUUUGUUUGCAUAAGUUCA